AGUGUGGGGGGGGAAGGAGCCAGUGCCAUUUAUUGUAAUGCUGAAACCUUUCUUUUGUUUAUCUCUUUCCAGUUAUGUGGCUGUGGGCUGCUGGGUGUGGGCAUCUGGCUGUCAGUGUCACAAGGAAACUUCGCCACAUUUUCUCCUAGCUUUCCAUCGCUUUCAGCUGCCAACCUAGUCAUUGCCAUUGGUACAGUCAUCAUGGUGACCGGCUUUCUGGGCUGCCUAGGUGCUAUCAAGGAAAACAAGUGCCUCCUAUUGAGUUUUUUCAUCGUUUUGCUGAUAAUUCUCCUGGCGGAGCUGAUAUUACUCAUUUUGUUCUUUGUUUAUAUGGACAAGGUCAGUGAGAGUGCAAAGAAGGAUUUGAAGGAAGGUAUGAAGCUAUACAAUUCAGAAAACAAUGUUGGACUGAAAAAUGCAUGGAAUAUCAUUCAAGCAGAGAUGAAAUGCUGUGGUGUGAAUGACUUUACGGAUUGGUACCCAGUGCUGGGAGAAAACACAGUCCCAGACCGAUGUUGUACAGAAAACUCCCAAGACUGUGGACGGAACUCCACCGAAUUAGUGUGGAAAACGGGAUGUUAUGAGAGAGUUAUGACAUGGUUCGAUGAGAAUAAGCAUGUCCUUGGUUCGAUUGGGAUGUGCAUCCUCAUAAUGCAGAUUCUUGGCAUGGCCUUCUCCAAACAGAUUCACAGGACUGGCAAAAAAUACGAUGCCUAAAGCCUCUGAAACAUUAUCACAUCAACCCUUCUGUCUCAUCAUAAAAAUGAACAAAAGGAAUG
This is a messenger RNA of Balearica regulorum gibbericeps (East African grey crowned-crane), 779 nucleotides long. The record is from RefSeq and is a predicted model, not a curated record. NCBI's taxonomy places the organism in Eukaryota, Metazoa, Chordata, Aves, Gruiformes, Gruidae.